UUUUUUUUUUUUUUUUUAUAUAAUUUUAUUUUAUUUCUUGUCCAUAUUUUUUUGUUUUUAGUGUCCCCCACAAAGACCAUAGAUGUUCCUUUUCUCCCUUUUGACAUUUUUAAGCCACACGGAGCCCUUUCCCUUCAACCCCUUCAGCCAAGUGAAGGACAAGUAGUAAAAAAAAACAGUUUUUAUCUCAUAUCUCAGUUGCAGUGAGCUUCACACCCCUAACUUAUCAAAAGCCUUUGGAAGUAAUGAACUGAAAUGAGUCAAGACCUGUUUGAGGCCACCAACUUUUCUGUAUCUUAAUUUUUUUUAAAUUAUAGUAAAAAAACGACUUUCUGUUGAUUACUUUUUAGACAGUUUCUUAUAUAUAUCUAUAUAUACAUAUAUAUGUAUGUAUGUUUUAUCCCCACUUUAUAUGACUCUAAGUCCAAAUGUCCUUUGCUUUACCCCGACCUUUUACCAGAGGUCAGCCCCCUCCCCUCCUCUUUCAGGAAGAAAGGCUGGAGUUUUAAAAUUGAAAUCUAUAUUGUCAUUUGUCUUGACAUAUGCAUUUUCAUAUAGUUGAUUUUGGAGGGAAAAUGCUGGCUCGGUCUUUGAAGAAUAUAUGAACUGAUGAGAAGCUAGUUUAUCUUUGCAGUGCAAAAGAUAAGAUGGUUUCUAACCUAACCACUAUACUCCAGUAUUUUAAAGUAUGUAAUGACAAGCUUUUGGUCUUUGCUGUCAGUACAUUUGCCAGUUGCUUUUUUUUCCCCAAAGUGUUAAGCUGUCACUUUAAGACUUGUAUGUAUAUUAAGGGGGGCUAUCUGGUGUGGGUAAAAUCUGGAGAUGUGGAGUUGUCCCACUGGUUACAGGCCAUCUUAUUUCGUGCUAGAGGGGGGAUAAGGAGUGGGGAGGAGCAUCAGGGAGUGACAAGCUCCCCAGCUCUGUCGCUCCACCCCCCGCGCGCUUGCUUAGGAUCGAUGGAGUGUGCGCGCCAAGAGCUGUCUUCCUGACCUUUCAGUUAUUCCCAAUCAGUGCUCAAGCACACCUCAACUGUGCUUCAUGCACACAACCUUUACUUCUUUUGUUACUUUGGCUGACGAUGCAAAUUUUUUACCUUGCUGGUUAUCUUAUCUGAUACCCAGUGUUAAACAAUGUGGGUUUAAGAAGGCUAAAUUUCAAGUGACUUAAAAUGGUCCAAGUGUCAUCAGGCAGACAGCUCACAAUCUGUACUCCACCGCCUGCGUCAGAUGCUGGGUUAGAAAGACAGAAGCACGCGCAGCAACAGCGAUGACUUCUUUAUUUCAGAACUGUGGAGGCUUCUAGAUACAAAUAAUUAAACCACAGACUUUUCUCCCCACCCCAUUGGCCAGGAUUCAAGAAAGCAGGCCAGGAUAAAGAAAAUCAAAGUAUUUAAAUAUUUCAUGGAAAUGAUAAAAGAAUAAAAGAAAACAAUGAUUAAUACUUCUUCCCUUUUCCUUCAAAUAUGUACUAUUAUUCCCAAAGAAAUGGGAUCAGUUCAUUUGGGCAAGAUCAAGCCAGUAACUGCCCUCCCGUAGUUUCUUUUGAAAAUUGAAUUGAUGGACUCUAUUUUACAGAUAAACUGUACAUAUCAAAGCCUUUCUUCCCUCCCAGCUACCCUCAAAGCAUUAUUUUUGUUUUCUUUGAAAUGAAACAUUCAUUGCAUGAAUGAAAACUAAGAAUAGUCUGUUUUUUAUGUUUGAUGUGUUUUGGAAGAACCUGUUUUAUUUCGAUAUUUAAAGAAGAAUGUAUUGUUUGAAAACUUACUAACGAUCUUGUUUUCUGAUUUUGUCUCUUUUGGUUUUUCCACGACUGAUAUUGUUAUUUAGAAGGUUUCAGGUGGGUGACACUAUUCCUGCGUAGGUGCCUGGCGGAAAGGAACACUAGGGCAGCCUCAGUCCUCUCCUCUUCUUCCAGCCAGCUGCGGCCAUCACUCUGACAAAGUCCAAAAAUAUGGCUUGCUACCUGAAAGCCAUUGAGACUCAGCCCAACUUUGCUGUGGCUUGGAGCAACCUGGGCUGUGUGUUCAAUGCCCAGGGAGAGAUAUGGCUGGCCAUACACCAUUUUGAAAAGGCUGUGACUCUGGACCCAAAUUUCCUUGAUGCAUAUAUCAAUUUAGGAAAUGUUUUGAAGGAAGCCCGCAUCUUUGACAGAGCUGUGGCUGGAUACCUGAGAGCCCUGAGUCUCAGUCCCAACCAUGCGGUUGUUCAUGGAAACCUGGCCUGUGUCUACUACGAGCAGGGCCUCAUUGACCUGGCUAUUGACACCUACCGCCGUGCUAUUGAAUUGCAGCCCCACUUCCCUGAUGCCUACUGCAAUUUGGCAAAUGCCCUGAAAGAGAAAGGCAAUGUAUCCGAAGCAGAAGAGUGCUACAACACAGCCUUGCGUCUGUGUCCAACCCAUGCAGACUCCCUCAACAACUUGGCCAAUAUCAAGCGUGAGCAGGGCAACAUUGAGGAGGCCGUUCAGCUCUAUAGAAAAGCCCUAGAGGUUUUCCCAGAAUUUGCAGCAGCUCAUUCAAACCUGGCCAGUGUCCUGCAGCAGCAGGGAAAACUCCAGGAGGCCCUCAUGCACUAUAAGGAGGCCAUCAGAAUCAGUCCCACAUUUGCGGAUGCCUACUCAAAUAUGGGUAAUACACUGAAGGAAAUGCAAGAUGUACAGGGAGCGCUCCAAUGCUACACCCGUGCCAUCCAGAUCAACCCUGCCUUUGCUGAUGCUCACAGCAAUUUGGCCUCUAUCCACAAGGAUUCUGGAAACAUCCCAGAGGCUAUUGCAUCUUACCGCACAGCCUUGAAACUCAAGCCGGACUUCCCCGAUGCGUACUGCAACUUGGCACAUUGCUUACAGAUUGUGUGUGACUGGACAGAUUAUGAUGAGCGGAUGAAGAAGCUUGUGAGCAUUGUGGCUGACCAGCUGGACAAGAACCGCUUGCCUUCAGUGCACCCACACCACAGUAUGCUGUAUCCACUCUCACACGGCUUCCGCAAGGCCAUUGCUGAACGCCAUGGAAACCUUUGCCUGGACAAGGUACACGCACUGAUCAAAAUCAAUGCACUGCACAAACCUGCUUUCGAACAUCCUAAAGAUCUGAAGGCCAGUGGUGGGCGUCUGCGUGUUGGUUAUGUCAGCUCAGACUUCGGCAACCACCCUACUUCCCACCUAAUGCAGUCCAUUCCUGGAAUGCACAAUCCUGAGAAGUUUGAGGUGUUCUGCUACGCACUCAGCCCUGAUGAUAGCACCAACUUCAGAGUGAAAGUGGUAGCAGAGGCUCACCAUUUCACAGACCUCUCACAGAUUCCUUGCAAUGGCAAGGCAGCUGAUCGCAUUCACCAGGAUGGAAUCCACAUUCUGGUCAACAUGAAUGGAUACACCAAGGGAGCCCGAAAUGAGCUGUUUGCCCUCCGCCCUGCCCCUAUUCAGGCUAUGUGGCUAGGUUACCCAGGAACGAGCGGUGCACCCUUCAUGGACUACAUCAUCACUGACAAGGAGACAUCACCUUUGGAAGUAGCUGAGCAGUAUUCUGAGAAACUUGCCUACAUGCCCAAUACUUUCUUCAUUGGAGACCACGCCAACAUGUUCCCUCACCUCAAGAAAAAAGCAGUGAUUGAUUUCAAGUCUAAUGGACACAUCUUUGACAACCGCAUUGUUCUCAAUGGCAUUGAUCUGAAGGCCUUCUUGGACAGUCUGCCAGAUGUCAAAGUGAUAAAGAUGAAGUGCGACAACAACCAGGAAGCUGCUGGGGACACAAAUGGCGCUCUGUCCAUGCCAGUUAUCCCCAUGAACACGGCGGCUGAAGCAAUCAUCAACAUGAUCAACCAAGGCCAAAUCCAGGUCACAAUCAAUGGCUUCACUGUCAGCAACGGCCUGGCCACCACACAGAUCAAUAACAAAGCUGCCACUGGGGAGGAGGUGCCACGCACAAUUGUUGUGACAACCCGCUCCCAGUAUGGUCUCCCAGAGGACUCCAUUGUCUACUGCAAUUUCAACCAGCUCUACAAGAUUGAUCCCCCUACCCUUCAGAUGUGGGCCAACAUCCUAAAACGGGUGCCCAACAGCGUGUUAUGGCUUCUUCGAUUCCCCGCUGUGGGCGAGCCCAACAUCCAGCAGUAUGCUCAGAACAUGGGUCUCCCUGGCUCUCGCAUCAUCUUCUCUCCUGUGGCCCCCAAGGAGGAGCAUGUGAGAAGGGGCCAGCUGGCUGAUGUGUGCCUAGACACCCCUCUGUGCAAUGGUCACACCACAGGCAUGGAUGUUCUCUGGGCUGGAACACCUAUGGUCACCAUGCCAGGUGAGACACUUGCCUCCCGUGUGGCUGCCUCACAGCUCAACUGUCUGGGCUGUCCUGAGUUAAUAGCCCACAGUCGCCAGGACUAUGAGGACAUAGCAGUCAAACUAGGCUCUGACAUGGAAUACCUGAAGAUGGUUAGAGCGCGCGUGUGGAAGCAGCGAAUUUGCAGCCCUCUUUUCAACACCAAGCAGUACACGAUAGAGCUGGAGAGGCUCUAUCUGCAGAUGUGGGAGCACCAUAGCAACGGCAAUAAGCCAGAACACCUGGUCAAAUUCCAGACAGUAGAGACCAGUGAGAAUGCCUGAACUGGAAGCACGCUGACUUUCUUCCCCCAUACAUCCCCAACCAUGUGCAGUCCUCCCCACCAUCCAUCUUUUUUUUAAAAAAAAAACAAACAUUUUCAGCAUCCUAGCUUGAAUGGUCCACUCCAGCCCUCUCCCCUGAAUGAUUGUCUCAACCCCUCUCAUUUACUAUUAACGGAACUCUUAUUUGCAAAGGAGCCUUCAGAUGUACACAUUUGUCCAUCACAUUUUGUCCAUCGCAUUCGUCGUUGCAUCACACAUCUGUGUUUCCUGAGCCAGAUAGAGCCUGAGGCCUUAAGGCACUUUGUCUGAGACUCUUGUCCUAAACCACAGUAUAUUUGGUAAGCAUGAGAAGAUUGUGAAUGCCCCGCUACUCCCUUCAGUACUUGGAUCAGUGGAAUUUUUUUUUUUUUUUGGUCUCCUGUCUGUGUACAUACAGGACUAAUUGCAGCUUGUGGGGAGAAUGCCCAGCCGUCAUUACUUGUUGAUCUAUUUAUAAAUGGAUUAAGGGUGUUGUGUGUUUUAAAAGGACAAUGUUGCACCAUGAAAAUUGUAACUAAUCUAAGUUUCAUCAGCUUUAACAUGCAAUUGUAAAACAUAGAUUUACAAAAGACUGCUCUUUAGUUUGUCUUAAGUUGUUAUUAAAUGACUGCAAUGAGUAGAUGUGCAAGUUUUGAGGAAUACAGUCUAGGUGAAGACUUCUUCCCCUCACCAAAUGCCAACUUUGAUUAAUUUUGCUGUCAAUUAUGGAAUAUGUUCACUAGCUGUUGUCCUGUUUGAUGUCGCACUAUGCUUGUAAAGAUGACUGGACAAAGCUGGACAAAGGAGCUUCAAGUCAUUGGAAAGGGCCUAAAUUUCAGUUUAGCUAUAAGAGCUGUUCACAAAUUGAUCUUGUUUUUUAAUCACUCAAACAAGGAACGGCCUAGGUAAGUAUUUUCUAAGCAGUUUUUGUUUUUGUAUUGUCUGUUAACUGUAUGCUGUCAAUGAUGCCGUAAGGCUCUGAAUAAAAUAAAAAAUAAAGAGAUGGCAAAAAUA
This is a messenger RNA of Thunnus maccoyii (southern bluefin tuna), 5619 nucleotides long. Its product is annotated as UDP-N-acetylglucosamine--peptide N-acetylglucosaminyltransferase 110 kDa subunit. Bases 1951 to 4587 code for a protein of 878 amino acids. The transcript is spliced from 19 exons. Gene Ontology annotation, biological process: protein O-linked glycosylation. Gene Ontology annotation, molecular function: protein binding; protein N-acetylglucosaminyltransferase activity. Lineage: Eukaryota; Metazoa; Chordata; Actinopteri; Scombriformes; Scombridae. The record is from RefSeq and is a predicted model, not a curated record.